Molecule: messenger RNA, 6201 nt
Organism: Ceratitis capitata (Mediterranean fruit fly)
Lineage: Eukaryota; Metazoa; Arthropoda; Insecta; Diptera; Tephritidae
Product: band 4.1-like protein 5
Exons: 10
Coding region: 932-3931 (999 amino acids)
Cellular component (GO): cytoskeleton
Molecular function (GO): cytoskeletal protein binding
Source: RefSeq, a predicted model, not a curated record
CUUAGAAGCUACUUUUACAAUUGUUUCCUUAAAUUAGCUAGCGCCUUAUGUAAAAUUUAUUAAAAAUAAUUCGAUAACUUGAGCUGGUACGUUAUAAAAUCGCACCACUCACCUUCACCACUUAUUGGAAAGUAUUUAGAGGUAUUGGCAGCACUUGUAGUCGUUUCAUUACAUUGGUGGCAUUGGUAAAAGUUGAAUUGCAACUCUGAUUUUUUUCCUAUUAGUUUGCUGUGUUGUUGGCUUUUUCGGUUUAAAUAAUUUCGUUAAUUGCUACAUAUUUAAGAAGUAUAAUGUAAAUCCAGUUACUCAAAACUGUUUCCGAAUCACGGGCUUAUGAUUUAAACAAUUUGGGUUUGUGUUUAUUAAUAAUUUGCGUGUUUUAUUUUCGGCCUUCACUUGACGAAGUAACAACCUGUGAAACUAGUUUUGUUGUUAUUGCAUUUGGUAGAAAAAAUCUUUCAGUCGUGUUCUUGUAUAUGAGGAGUGGCUGAUUUUGUGCAGAAGUUAAGAGGUGACAUAAAUGUCAAAACAGCGGCAAAAAACCGAAAAGAUUAGAAAAUUUGUGUUUGUGUAUUGGGGGAAAUCGUAGACGAAGCUUAAUCUAAACUUAUAUCCAUCAAGCAGUGAGAACAGGAUCAGUGAGUUUGUACCAACGCCAUACAAGUUUUAUCACAAGAAAAACGAUAGUGGGGCGGCGGCGGCGGAACAGUAACCGUACAUCAACUUGCCAAAAGUUGUUACUACAACUCUUGCUUUAUAUUAGACCAAAGUAAGACAGAAUUAGGAUACAGACUUGGUAAAAGUUAUAACGACUACCGUAUUGGUUGGACAUUUGCUGAGUAAAUGCUGUAGAGCACAAGGCGUAUUGGAGCAAGGAGUCAAGUCGUUUAGCAUACGCGUGCGUAUUUAUGUUUGAAAUUUUGUAGCGGGAAUGUUGCGAUUUUUAAGUCGACGAAAGGUGCGUAGCAACUAUGUGGAAAACAGGGGUGGUGUUGCCGGAGGUGCCGGCGGUGUGGGUGUUACAAAUGCGAACAGUAGUAGUGGGACACAGAUUAAGGCGCAGCGUAUGCCAGUGAACAAAAACAAAAUUGAAUGUCGCGUAGUGCUGCUUGACAAUACCGAUCUUUCCAUUGAACUGUCGAAAAAAGCACUUGGCAGCUUCUUAUACGAGCAAGUCUUCUAUGCUUUAGACGUAAUCGAAAAGGAUUACUUCGGUUUGCAGUUUACUGAUGCUAAUCAUGUGAAACAUUGGCUUGAUCCUACAAAGCCCAUAAAGAAGCAAGUCAAAAUUGGACCACCAUACACUUUUCGUAUGAAAGUUAAAUUUUACUCAUCCGAACCGAAUACAUUGCGUGAGGAGUUGACGCGUUAUCUUUUCUUUUUACAAUUAAAGCAGGAUCUGCUAGAAGGUCGUUUGGAUUGUCCCGAUGAUAAAUCAGCUGAAUUAUGCGCGCUCGCAUUGCAAUCCGAGCUUGGUGAUUUCGAUGAACAAGAGCAUACUGCAGUCACAGUUUCGGAAUUUCGAUUUGUUCCCGAACAAACGGAAGAUCUGGAAAUUGCCAUAUUAGAAGAAUAUAAAACCUGUAGAGGUCUGACACCAGCGCAAGCAGAAACUGCCUACUUAAAUAAAGCUAAAUGGUUGGAUAUGUAUGGCGUUGAUAUGCACACGGUCUUGGGUAAAGACGGUUGCGAGUAUCAUUUGGGCUUAACUCCAACAGGAAUUUUAGUUUUUGAACGUGAUCAAAAAAUCGGCUUAUUCUUCUGGCCGAAAAUAAGUAAAUUAGAUUUUAAAAAGAAGAAACUCACACUCAUCGUUAUCGAGGAUGACGAUGAGGGCCGCGAACAAGAGCAUACAUUUGUAUUUCGUCUUUACAAUGAGAAAGCUUGCAAGCAUUUGUGGAAGUGUGCUGUUGAGCAUCACACAUUCUUCCGUUUGCGUGCGCCUGUGAAGGGACCAUCAGCACGUCAGAAUUUCUUUCGUAUGGGCUCACGAUUUCGUUACUCUGGACGCACAGAAUUUCAAACAACACAGCAAAGUCGCGCCCGACGCACUGUACAAUUCGAACGACGUCCAUCGCAACGUUUCGCUAGCCGUCAAUCACACUUGUUACGUGAUCGACAGAAAGCAUCCCAAGAGGCUGCCGCCUCAGCUGUUGCAGCAGUCAAUGCACGUGCCGCUGCCGCAGCUGCUGCUGCUGCAAAUGAAGCAGCGAACCCUACUAUUGACUCGAUACUAUCGAAUACAACGACAAUGGAGCAACAAGCAUCAAAUGUUGUCACACCCUCGCCAUCUGUACAGACAGUAAUAUAUAAUGCGGAGGUGCUAAAUGACACAGCGACAUGUAGUGCCGCUGCGACGCGUAGCAAUGCUGCUGGUGGCAUACGACGCAAUUCCAUGCGUUCGGAUUCCAGUGGUGAAGAUGGUGGUUAUACGAAGCUUGAUUGUUACAAUAAGGAAGCUUUGACUGUGAAACUGGAUACAGACUCUAUUAGCGCAACCAGUAGCCUGCAUCCAACAAAUGCAACGAAAAAUGUGGACGAUACCAAUCCGUUUAGAAAUAAUGCUUCCUCGCAUCAUGGCUCCUUUGGCAAGGCUUCAAUUAGUUCCGGUUUCAGGGUUACGAUCAACAAAACUUUUGACAUGGAACACAAUACGGAGACAUUGAAACGACUUUCAAGCUCAGAUAAACCGAAUAAUCAGGUGAAAUUGGCAAAUGUCGGUGGUGGCGCACUACCACCGGGGCAUAUAAAAUGCAAUAUUUUGAAGGCUCGUGUCGAGGAGGAACUUGGCUCCAGUGUGCUCUCUAAUGCCAACACAAAUGCGAAAAUGACAAAUCAAAUGUUUGUACCCGCGCCCAGUACAGUGCAACACAACAAUAACAACAACAGCAAUAGCAUAUUCAGCAGUAUUAAUUCGAACAACAACAGCACCGUUUAUAGUAGUGAUGGCCCAGACUCAUUGAAUGCCACAUAUAUUUCGGUGGGCGGUGAUAAAUUAACUUUGAGCAUAACUGAACAAAAGCCAACGAGCAGCAGUACGGCCGCCACGAGUGGCGUUGUUGCCACAGUGGUGGGUAACGGUAAUAUAGAAGUGAAUGGCUCAAAUGCUUACGGCAACGACUCGACUGCCGGUUUGUCAUCACCCACAACCCCAUCAGCGAAAAAGAUUUCCGCUUCCAAAACAACGAUAUCACCAUUUUCGAACGCUACUUUCAUAUCUGAAUUCAAUACAAUAAGUCCCAUCGUCGCCUCAUCAUCGUAUAAUAAUAACACACAUACCAGCACAGUUUUCACUACAACAUCGGCAGCAGCGAGUCCCGCCAGCAAUGCCAAUGAAACAUUUACCAUUAGAAAGGGUAACACUACAGCAACGGCCAUCGAUUUAUUAACACCUACUAGCCAACAACCGACAACAAAUUUGACAAACAUAAGCACGCCACCACCAACACCCACACAUACGUUUAGCGCAUCCGCGGCUGCGAAUGCUUCGGCAGCUGAGCGUUUGAUAAAUGAAAUAUUCAUAAAUAAUAUAAUUAAUAAUAAUGUGCGUGCAACGAAUGAGAAGAAGGCGGUUGGUAAGAAUACCGAAACAGAGUUGGUCAACGUCGAUGGCGGUGGUAAGUCGGUGGCGUCUAAGCCAUCGGCAGGUACAACACUUUUCUCCACGUUGCGUGAGCAGGAGCGUCAGCAGCAGCAUCUGUUGCAAGCGAAUGAUGAUGUGCAUAAGGAGCAGGAGCGCUGCGAAACUGAUGCGCAUAUAAUAACGAAGAAAGAUAUUGAAAAGAAGCAUCCGAACAAUCAUUCCAUUACACACAUACCAUCCAACAACGAUAUGGUUUCACCUUGGCUGGUGUCAUCUGAAGUGGUUUCAGCGCCAAAAGGUAAAGAACCAACAAUUCUACGCAAAUCAGUUAUAACAACGCAAUUGUAAGUGCUCAAUUCGGCAAUAACUAAAUUUAGCAUAAAUAUUUUUAAGUUUUUAAACGGUGCGUUGGAUUAUUUGAAGAUCAAAACGAUCAAAACUUGUAACAAAAUUUAUUUAUUGAUAAUUUCCAUGUAUAGGCAAUUCAAUUUCGCUGCAAUUUGCACUGCAUUUUUUUAUCUAUAAAACGAAGAGACAAUGUCAUUAUAUAGCAAACAAAUUUUUUAUUUUUUAUUUAAAUUAAUUUAAAAAAAUUUAAUGACAAAAACCUUUAUGCAUUGCGGCAGCCGAUAUCAUACUCUUUUACAGUGUAUACAAAUAUAUUUUACAUACAUUAUGAAACGAAAAUUCCAUUCCAUUAUACUAUUUUUUAUAGUACAUAUACACGCAUUAUAUUCAAGUUAUUUGAAUUAAAUAAAUAUUGCAAAUAUCUGGCAGCUCAUUAUGUACUUAAGUUUACAUAAGAAAGAAUAAUCAUAAUAGAAAUAUAUUCUAAACAUUUAUAAUCCAAUGAAAAAAGUGUACUUAAAUGUAUAAAUUAUAUUGCGAUAAAAAUAUGAGCAAUCUUCAAAUACGAAACGAAUGUUUGUGCCUUGUGUUUUCCACACAUACUCAAUAUACAUACAUACAUAUAUACUAAAUGUAAAGCAAUUUUUGUGUGUAAGAACCCGCCUAGAUAGCAUUUUGAAACUUUUAUCCUACCAAAAUAAUGCAAAUGCAUAAUAUUUAUGUCUUUAUACAUACAUACAUACAUACUUACAUAAAGAAAGAAAGAUUAAUGGCAUUUGAACUUGUUAGAGGUUUGUGGUGUCCGAUAUGUCUGAUUUGAACAAUUAAGUGUUUAAAAAACAAAUUUUUUAAUGACACACUGCAUUAUUUAUGCAUAUGUAGUUGACUUCAAAUGCGGUGUGUAAAGAGUGUGCGAAAUGUUAUACAUACAUAAAUCCAUUUGAAGCGUGCGCACACUUUCAUAUGUACGUGCGAUUAAUCAUUUUAUGCGCCAAAUUUGUGGUGCAUAGUGCGCGCAAGUGUCGGCACUUACCAAAAGUGGUUACAAGACAUCUUUUAAAUAAUGAAUAAUUCAUGCAGUUGUUGUCAUACAUAUAUUUACUGAGUAGUUAUAGAUUUAUAAUUGCCGUAUGAUUGAUUUUUGAUGUGUCAAUACAGCAGGCGACAAGUGAAUUAAUUUGAAUGAAUUAAUCACUUUAAUGUCAAUGUGAGAGAUUUUUAUUUAUAAAUUUUGCAAAUGAAUGAGAUAGAAAAAUGUGUUGCAAAAAUUGAUUUCUUGGCUACAAAUGUAUAUUAAACAAAAAAUUUUAUAAAAGUUUCAAGAAGCUUAUAAUUUCUUAUAAAAUAAAAAUUUAAAAUAAAAUACAAAAUAAUUCAGGCCGGUCUUUUGUGUUCAAAAAAGUGAAAAAAAUAAAAGAAAAACAUUAUCCAAGUUUUGGCCAUUGGAAGCGACUACUCUUCAUCAUAUUUCUGAUAAUAAUAAGCGUUUUGUAACAGCUGAAGCGAUUUUCGGCCGAGCUGCUUCACCAAUUUGUGGUUUUGCGUCUGGAUGUUUUUUCCAACAAAUGGAGGGACCUACAAUUUAUACUAAGCCGCCUCCGUACGGCUGAUGGUUUUUCAUAAGGAGGCCUUAUUUCAUUUCAGAAAUACACUCGCAGGGCUUAACAUACCCUGCCGAAUACUAUAAUACGAUCAUUGAGCCAUUUUCGAAUUCUUCAAAAGACGCGGAACUGUUGGCCCCCAAAUCGUUUUGCCGUUUUUUUUUUAGCAAUGCACAGCUCAAACACAUUGGUUGUACGCGAUAAUGUUUCGCAUCAAUGGUUUCGUCUGGUUUUAACAGCAAUACCAAUGUUUAAACUCUGUGGAUUAGCCAGUAAAAUCAACACAUUUGAAGUGUUUAAACUACUACUCUCUGCAUGACUUAUUUGUCAGCACAGAUUUACCAUAAACUCCCUCAAACUCCCCCUCGAUGGGGGCUUCAGCUGCACUUUUCUUCCAAUUAAAAUAGAAAAUCAAAACUUUCCGCCAAUCCGGAUAUUUUCCAAGAGGCAACAUACAAUGCUGUUGCCAGAAAUAGACGCUGGUGCACACUAAUUAUUGACAGAUGAGAAACCUUUCCAAUAAAAUAGUUGAUCGCUUUCAAGAUCGCCCACAACUUUCAGUUGGAGCUAUCUUUUGCCAAUGGGCCAAAUAAAAUUGGAAAUUUAAUUCCAUCGAUUAAUGGGUAUUAAUACAAGUUGGACAUAUACAAAAAAAAAAAGAAAAAAAAA